Molecule: messenger RNA, 704 nt
Organism: Fragaria vesca subsp. vesca
Lineage: Eukaryota; Viridiplantae; Streptophyta; Magnoliopsida; Rosales; Rosaceae
Product: 60S ribosomal protein L27a-3-like
Exons: 1
Coding region: 56-496 (146 amino acids)
Biological process (GO): translation
Cellular component (GO): cytosolic large ribosomal subunit; ribosome
Molecular function (GO): structural constituent of ribosome
Source: RefSeq, a predicted model, not a curated record
GCUUCUGUGAGAGCCGCCGAACCCUAGAGGCCCUAGGAGAGAUUCACAGAGAGCGAUGACGACCCGAUUCAAGAAGAACCGCAAGAAGAGAGGCCACGUGAGCGCCGGUCACGGUCGUAUCGGCAAGCACCGCAAGCAUCCCGGAGGUCGCGGAAACGCCGGAGGCAUGCACCACCACCGCAUCCUGUUCGACAAGUACCACCCGGGGUAUUUCGGUAAAGUCGGUAUGAGGUACUUCCACAAGCUCCGCAACAAGUUCUACUGCCCCAUCGUCAACGUCGACAAGCUCUGGUCACUCGUCCCCCAGGAGGCCAAGGACAAGGCCACCAAGGACAACGUCCCCUUGAUCGACGUCACUCAGCAUGGAUACUUCAAGAUCCUCGGCAAGGGCAAGCUCCCGGCGGGCCACCCCGUCGUCGUCAAGGCCAAGCUCAUCUCCAAGGUCGCUGAGAAGAAGAUUAAGGAAGCCGGUGGCGCUGUCGUUCUCACCGCUUAGGUUUGGGUAGUUUUUAUUCCUGUUUCAAAGUUUAUGUUUCGUUCGUUUAGACUGCCAGGAGACAGCUAUGUUAUAUUUUUGAUUUUCGAUGAUCAGCGAAUGUUUAAUGGCUUUUCAUAUCUAUGGUAUUUGCUUAAUUAUCUAUGUUUUCUUAUUGGUGUCAUGAUUUGAUUUUGUGUUUGGUAUUGAUGGAUUCAGAUGAGUUUUG